Messenger RNA from Diaporthe citri, 1158 nucleotides. RefSeq lists its product as uncharacterized. The transcript is spliced from 5 exons. Gene Ontology annotation, cellular component: extracellular region. Gene Ontology annotation, molecular function: cutinase activity. The coding region runs from base 1 to 1158 and encodes 385 amino acids. Lineage: Eukaryota; Fungi; Ascomycota; Sordariomycetes; Diaporthales; Diaporthaceae. The record is from RefSeq and is a predicted model, not a curated record. Gene Ontology annotation, biological process: carbohydrate catabolic process.
AUGAGAUCCGCCAGCAUCGCGACUGCGGUGCUUGCCGCCCUGGUAGCGGGCGCUGCAAACGCUGCAACGGUAAGCGUCUCGGGUAAAGCUGAAGGGUUCGCGUCAGGCGUGACAGGAGGAGGCGACGCAACACCUGUCUACCCUGCCGACAUCGAGGAGCUCAAGACGUACCUCACAUCUGACGAGCCGCAAGUCGUGGUGCUCGAUAAGACCUUUGACUUCCUGAACAGCGAAGGCACCAAGACCGAGACGGGAUGUGCGCCCUACACCACCGAGGCUGGGUGCCAGCAAGCCAUCGAUGCUAUGGGAACUUGGUGCAGUUCUGAUGUCCCUUCGGUUGAGGUCACAUACGAUGUUGCUGCUACGGAGGGAAUAGAGCUGGGCUCAAACAAGACCAUCAUUGGUGUGGAGGACAAGGGUGUCAUUAUUGGCAAAGGGUUCCGAAUGACUAACGGUGCAUCCAACAUCAUCAUCCAGAACAUCAAGAUCGAGAACUUGAACCCUCAAUAUGUCUGGGGUGGUGAUGCUCUCACAUUCUCGGGCGCCGACCUGGUCUGGGUCGACCACGUCACAACGCAAGACCUGGGUCGCCAGCACUAUGUUUUUGGCCAGACCCCCAGUCACCGGAUUACCCUGUCCAACAACGACAUCAACGGAAACACCAACUAUUCCGCCGGGUGUGACACGUACCACUACUGGACCAUCGAGCUGGCGGGGACGGACGACCAAAUCACCUUCAAGAACAACUACGUCCGCCAUACUGCCGGUCGCUCUCCAGCUCUGUCGGGCAGCACCCUCUUCCACGCGGGGAUUCCCCCCUUGUGCCGAGGGUCGGCUGAACUCGCUCAGCAGGCGCUGUCCAAGUGCCCCGACACCAAGGUUGUCCUGUCAGGCUACAGCCAGGGCGGACAACUCGUCCACAACGCGGCCAAGCUGCUGCCGGCCAAUAUCGCAGAGAAAAUCGCGGCUGCUGUCACAUUCGGGGAUCCAGAUAACGGCCAGUCCUUUGCCAACAUCCCCGCUGGAAACGGCAAGAUCUACUGCCAUCCCCUAGACAACAUCUGCCAGAACGGUGUCAUAAUCACGGCGUUUCAUUACUCGUAUUCAACGCAAUAUGUACCUGCAGCUGCAGACUUUGUGGCGUCAAAGUUGUCAUGA